Molecule: messenger RNA, 1071 nt
Organism: Dioscorea cayenensis subsp. rotundata (Guinea yam)
Lineage: Eukaryota; Viridiplantae; Streptophyta; Magnoliopsida; Dioscoreales; Dioscoreaceae
Product: protein arginine N-methyltransferase PRMT10-like
Exons: 6
Coding region: 1-1071 (356 amino acids)
Biological process (GO): peptidyl-arginine methylation
Cellular component (GO): nucleus
Molecular function (GO): protein-arginine N-methyltransferase activity
Source: RefSeq, a predicted model, not a curated record
AUGGCGAACGGAGACCAGUUUAUAGCGAGGCUGCCAGCUCCGUUGGACAAGGAUGUCGACUUCACGAAGUACUUCUGCACCUACGCGUUCCUCCAUAACCAGAAGGUUGUGCUCUCCGACAGCGUUCGCAUGAAGGCCUACUACUACGCCGUGUUCGAGAACCCCAAUCACUUCCGCGAUAAGGUUGUUUUGGAUGUUGGUACUGGAAGUGGAAUUCUUGCAAUAUGGUGUGCUCAAGCCGGAGCGAAGAAGGUGUAUGCUAUUGAAGCUAUGAAGAUGUCGGAACGUGUUCGUGACGUUGUUAAAGCUAACAACGUUGACGAUGUAGUUGAGGUGAUUGAGGGGUCGAUGGAGGAUGUUCUUUUGCCAGAGAAAGUUGAUGUUAUAAUAUCAGAAUGGAUGGGAUACUUUCUUCUUUAUGAGUCAAUGUUUGACUCUGUUAUUUUUGCAAGAGAUCGGUGGCUUAAGCCAGAUGUAGUAAUGUAUCCUAGUCAUGCUCGCAUGUGGAUUGGGCCUAUAAGAUCAGGCUUAUCUAAACAGCAAUGGAAUGAGUUUGAAAAUGCAAUGAGUCACUGGCAUGACUUUGCCAACGAGAUGAAAAGCCAGUAUGGUGUUGAUAUGAAUGUUCUAUUAAAGCCUUACCGGGAAGAAAAUGAGAGAUACCAUCUAAAGAAGUCAUUGUGGAGCAACAUUGUUCCCAGCCAAGUCAUUGGGACUUCUGCUGUUAUCAAGGAGAUUGACUGUUUGACAGCCACUUUAGAUGAAAUUCGUGAGCAUCAUGUAAAGUUUUCAUUAAGAAUCAACCUAGACAGGACGAGACUCUCUGAAUUUGCUGGGUGGUUUGAUGUUCAUUUUCGGGGUAGCACUCAGAACCCAGCAAAAAAUGAAGUUGAGUUAACUACUACUCCUAGUGAAGACAAUCGGACACAUUGGGCCAACAGGUUGGUUACUUUCUUGAAUUUGAAUUCCUUUGAUAGUAUGAUGCUCCUAGACUGGAUUAUGGAAGUUAAUGUCUUCACUAAAAUUUUGUGCAAUCCAUAUGAGCCUGUUUGUCCAUUUUCUCUUUGCUAG